Microstroma glucosiphilum is the source of this 784-nucleotide messenger RNA. RefSeq lists its product as hypothetical. Gene Ontology annotation, cellular component: EMC complex. The record is from RefSeq and is a predicted model, not a curated record. Bases 63 to 740 code for a protein of 225 amino acids. NCBI's taxonomy places the organism in Eukaryota, Fungi, Basidiomycota, Exobasidiomycetes, Microstromatales, Microstromataceae. The transcript is spliced from 4 exons.
CACCUCCCCGCGGAUCUUGCUUCCUUUCCACUGUCACGCGCAAUCUCUCUCUCUCAUAUAAGAUGCCUUCCUCGAUCAGACUCACAUCUUCAGCCUACUCUCUGCUGAUCCUACACGCAGCUGCUCACCCUCAGUCGACAGUGACGGGAUUUCUGCUGGGCAAAGUGGACGGAAGCGGAGAUGCUGAUGGAGAGCUGACAGUGGACGAGGUCGUGCCGCUAGCACAUCAUUGGAACCACCUUGGGACUGUCGAGGACGUGGGCCUCGAACUUCUCACUUCUCACCUCGCAUCAACCUCGUCCAAGUUGAGUGUGAUCGGUGUGUACGAAGCUCCGGCCAAGGGAAGCGCUAUCGUCCUCUCCCAUUCGGCUCUUCGCUUGGCUGGGAAGGUCUCGCAGCAGAUCGCAAAGGGAAAGAGCAAGGAGAUCGAUGGUGGGGCUGGAGGAAGGAGCCGUCAAGCAUGCCUUGCUUUGUUGCUGCAAAAUGGCUCCGUCCUCCAACCUACCUCGCACGCACUCAAGCCCUUUUUCGUACCUCCUUCGAGCUCGGCUCAGACUUUCAAUCAGGACAAGCUUGCCGUAGAGGAUGCAGAGGAAACAAUCAGGACUCUGACGGAGGCAGUGAGGACAAAGGGGGCUUGGAAGGCAGUGAGGGAUCUAGACGACCAUCUGGAGGACACAUCCGUAGAUUGGCUCAACAACAAGCUCAUUGCAAGUCAAAGAAGCGUCACAAAAGCGUGAAUUAUACAACGGAAGACGUGAGGCUGACUAGGCGGACAAAGGAU